UAAUUUUAAUAUGAUAAAAUUCCAAAACAUUCCACUUCGUUAUGUUUAAUAUUAAAAAAAAAUGAUAAGAAACAAUAAUUUUUUAUCAAAUCAAAGUUCAAUAAGCCGACUUUAAUCAUUCUAAAAUACUCUCUACUUGGGUAUUGAGGCGUAAAUUUCGGUUGAUUUAGCACAAAUAGUUAUUGAAAAAUGGUUGUAAACAAAAUCUCACUUCUUGCUGAUUUUCCACCUGGUCCUUUGGAUCGUUAUAGAAAAAGUGCCUCUUUUAAUUGGAAGAAUAUGAGAAUAUUUUUGGAUUCGAUGCAAGUUAUAGAAUUUAUGGAUAAAUUAUACAAUGAACUUAUCCAACAUACCGUUUUUCAAUCACCAAUAACAACACCCCAAUUAGACGAAUUAAGAAGAAUCGGUGUUCAUAAAAUGUUUACGUUAAAUAGUAUCAAAGAAAUUUCUGGUAAUAUCAUGAAAAAUAUUGCGGUUAGUAAUAUUUUGUAUAACAUAGAUCAUGCAACAACGGUUAAGUUACACAUUAAUUUUGGAAUGUUUCCCAACACUAUACUUUCUUUGGGUACCUCUAAACAUAUUAACUACGUUAAUGAAAUUAUGGAACGCAAGAUUUUUGGUUGCUUUUGUUUAACCGAAGUUGGUCAUGGUACAAAUGCACGUGGUAUGCGAACAACAGCCACAUAUGACCCUGAGGCACAAGAAUUUAUCUUAGAUUCCCCCGAUUUCGAAGCAGCAAAAUGUUGGGCUGGCGGAUUAGGUCAAACAGCGACUCAUGGGGUUGUUUUCGCACAAUUAAUAACUCCUGAUGGUGUUAGGCACGGUUUACAUUGCUUUGUAGUACCUUUAAGAAAUCCAAAAAGUUUUGAACCUUACCCAGGAAUUUCCAUUGGAGAUUUAGGCGAAAAAGCUGGAUUAAACGCGGUUGAUAACGGCUUUUUAAUGUUCCACAAAUAUCGUAUCCCCAAAGAUAAUCUUUUAAAUAAAAACGGCGAUGUAACAGCCUCUGGGGAAUAUAUAACACCAAUCAAAGAUAAAAAUAAAAGACAUGGUGAUACAUUAGGCGGAUUAUCAGUAGGAAGAAUCACAAUAACUCAUUCCUCCGCUGUUUACUUAAUGAAAGUUAUUACAAUCGCAAUUAGAUAUGGGGCUGUUAGAAAACAAUUUGGACCCGAACACGGCGAAGAAUUACCAGUUCUUGAGUAUCAAUUACACCAACAUAGGUUACUUCCAUAUUUAGCAACGGCUUAUUGUGCUAAAAUAGUAUCUGAGUUUAUGUAUAAACAAUUAAUUAAAUUAUCUAGAAUUUCAAAAAAACACGAUCCUUUAAUAGGAAUGGAAUUGCAUGUUUUAUCUUCCGCUUCUAAACCGGUUUUUUCGUGGACAACUCGUGAUGUUAUUCAAGAGUGCCGCGAAGCUUGCGCCGGGCAUGGUUACCUCAAAGCUUCCGGGAUAAGCGAUGCCAGAAACGAUCAUGACGCAAAUUCUACUUAUGAAGGUGAAAAUCACGUUUUAAUCCAACAAACAACAAAUCAACUGUUGAAAUAUUGGCCCGAUGUACUUAAAAGAGAAACAAUUAAUUCUCCUUUACGAUCGAUGGACUUUUUCAAUGAGGGGCUUCAUAUUUUACAAACUACAUGGACCCCUACGUCAGUUCAACAACUAUUCGAUAUAGAAUAUAUCAUCCAUACAUAUGAAUGGAUCGUUAUGUAUUUAUUGAAAUCUACUUAUGAAAGAAUUGAAAGAUUAAAAAAAUCCGGGUUAGAUCAAUUUACAGCAAAAAAUGAAGGACAAGUUUAUUAUGCCAGAAGUCUCGCUAUUGCCUAUAUUCAACAUUUCACUUUGACCUGUGUAAGAGAGGAAAUUCUUGAAGCGACAGAUCCAGCGAUCGCAGCGGUUUUAACAAAAUUAGCAAACCUUUAUGGUUUAUUCAACAUUGAAAAGCACUUUAUAGGGCAACUUUACCAAGGUGGUUACGCUUCCGGUCCAGAAAUUAUCACUUUAAUUCAAGAAAGCAUCUUGCAAUUAUGUAGAGAAAUCAAACCUGAUGCUGUAGCUUUAGUUGACGCGAUCGCCCCACCUGAUGUGUUCUUACGAUCAGCAAUUGGAGCCUCAGAUGGACAAGUUUAUCAGAAUUUGAAGAAUAGCUUUUUACGUAAUCCUGCUAACAUGGCCAAACCGAGUUGGUGGGAAGAAAUUGUUGACAGAAAAUAUUUAUCAGCAAAAAUGUAAUUCUAAGUUUAGAAAUAAAUGUGUAUCAUAUGUUUUUAUAGUUUUGUUGAAAAGAAAUAUGUAAUAACAAAUUAAAUUAUAGAAUGCACCAAGGUGUGUGUGUAUAAUA
Onthophagus taurus is the source of this 2341-nucleotide messenger RNA. RefSeq names its product peroxisomal acyl-coenzyme A oxidase 3-like. Gene Ontology annotation, cellular component: peroxisome. The record is from RefSeq and is a predicted model, not a curated record. Gene Ontology annotation, molecular function: fatty acid binding; pristanoyl-CoA oxidase activity; FAD binding. Gene Ontology annotation, biological process: fatty acid beta-oxidation using acyl-CoA oxidase; lipid homeostasis. NCBI's taxonomy places the organism in Eukaryota, Metazoa, Arthropoda, Insecta, Coleoptera, Scarabaeidae.